Messenger RNA from Trypanosoma theileri, 1758 nucleotides. RefSeq lists its product as uncharacterized. The transcript has a single exon. The record is from RefSeq and is a predicted model, not a curated record. The coding region runs from base 1 to 1758 and encodes 585 amino acids. NCBI's taxonomy places the organism in Eukaryota, Euglenozoa, Kinetoplastea, Trypanosomatida, Trypanosomatidae.
AUGCGUGGGUUAACAAAGCUCUACUGUUUGGCAUGUGAGCAGGAGGGCUGUCUGUCAAACUCGUACCUCCUGCAGUUAUGCAGAACUCUCGAUGCAUCAGAGGAAUGCCCUGUAAACCUGGAUCUUAGUUACAACUACUUGGGAGAUGCGGGAUCAGCCGCACUCUUACGUACAGUGGAAAUAAUGCGCUGGGUACGUGAUAUCGACUUGAGAGAUUGCGGUGCCGGUCCUUUGGCGGUAAAGGCAUUGAUGAUUGCAGCAGAAGAACAUCCAAAUCUUCGAUGUGUUGAUCUGCGCGGUACAAAUAAUGAGAUUUUCGCUAUAUCAGGUAGACGAUUAUUGGAGUUAUUACGACGCUGUCCAAAGUUAGUAGUUCGUGUUAAUUAUGAUGAUUUCCCACUAACAUUAGCUCAAAAACUUCGGGCAUGCAAUCAGCACAAUAAAAAGAUGCAGCAAGAAGAAAAAGCUGCAAUUAGGGCGGAAAAAAUGGCUGCAAUGCCUGUUCUUAAAUCUUUAGAGAAUGAAAAUAUUAUCCAAGAUGUUUUCUACUUACCCACACAUGACCGUGAUGGAAACCCCCUUUAUACCGGUAGCAAUGAAGUCUUGCUGCAUUUAGUGGAAGAACUCAAUACAUAUAUGGAGGGAUACUUGGAAAGUUACCAAUACGUUGGCCGUGUUGCGGCUCAGUUGGCAGUUGAUUUGGGAACUUCUAUUCUUCCCUGCAUUCGGGCAACAAUGGUUGCAGUGCCCCCGUCGAUUGCAUCUCGAACAGGAAAAAAAUAUCCUGCGAAUGUGGUACGAUCUGUACGUGCUGUGGAUGCACUCCUGCGUGGUCUGCGUGCGAAUCCCGAUCUUGUUGAGGAACUAGUCGCUACACGUGGACCUCUGUUGCAAAGAUACAUCUCGCAACUCACAGAGGCCCGUGGAGAAUAUGAGAGUCUCGUCUGCAGUCGUCAUGGUGAUUAUCCAUCCGCGCGGGAGCGGGAACUGGCAGCGUUAAUGCGGAAAUUGUACGGCCGUGUGGCGCCAACUGUGGGGCGGCGCAGAGAAUGUGCGGAACUGCAGUCAGCCGUGCAGCGUGUGAGGGAAUUGCCCGCUCAUCUUCUUGCACAGAUACGGUACUUUGCCUUCAAUAACCCCACAAAAACAGUAGAUUGGGCCAUUGGUUACUUGCAGACGACAGAUCCAGACCAACAAGAAGAACAAGAAGAAGAAGAAGGAGAAGGAGAUAAACAAAAAGGGCCAUCACGGGAUAAUAGUGAUGAUAAUAGUGAUGAUGAGGAUAUACAUGGAAGUGAUGAGAAUAGAGAAGAGUUGCCAAAACCGACUGGAAUGCUUGCAGCUGCAAUGAAUGAUCUCCGUGAGGUGCUGGCAGACCCGUAUACCGCAGUUCGCUAUGCAGUGACGAGACCACUCUUUGAAGCACUACCAACAGAGGUGCGAUUCUUUCUAUGUGAUUUGGCGCUGCGUCGUGGGAGUUCUCUCUUUACCCCAAAGGUCUUCACGAUCUUUGAAAAAGAACCAGAAAGAAAAGAAGGAGAAAUGAUGAAUGAGGAACAACAAGAAGAAAAAAAAGUGAGAACAGAGUUGAAUGAUCCAUUUGAUAUUGUUCGUAUCUUUGAAAAGGUUCAAGGAAGAAAAGAACUAUCUGAUGUAAUUUGCGCUUUUGAGGAGUGGUAUCAGUUAUGUCAAGUGGAGUGUUAUGAUGUAACUCACGUGAGUCGGGAAGAAUUGAUAUCUGUCAUGUCGUCAAUGUAA